Aspergillus tanneri is the source of this 1674-nucleotide messenger RNA. RefSeq names its product FAD/FMN-containing protein. The coding region runs from base 1 to 1674 and encodes 557 amino acids. Lineage: Eukaryota; Fungi; Ascomycota; Eurotiomycetes; Eurotiales; Aspergillaceae. Gene Ontology annotation, molecular function: FAD binding; oxidoreductase activity. The transcript has 8 exons. The record is from RefSeq and is a predicted model, not a curated record.
AUGAUACAGCCCUUUCAGCAUACCAUCCCCGUGGCCUUAGGCAUAUUAGCCGCUGUCGAGGCAAAAGGCCUACCCCGACAUCGCUGUACCUACGGUGAAGACUGCUGGCCAGAUGUACAAACCUGGGACAAGUUCAACGCCACCGUUGGCGGGAAAUUAAUUCGCUCUGUCCCAUCGGCUGCUGUAUGUCACACGGAGCUAUACAAUGCCGACAAAUGCGCCGACGCAAAGCACAGCUGGCUAGAUAGUUUCUGGCGCACGAACCAAACAGGAGCCUAUUCUGCUACAGUGUGGGAGAUGGGUGAGACCGGACAAUGCUUUAUUGAUACGCCUGUCGGCGCGAAAUGUGAUCAGGGAAUAGUGCCUUAUUACAUGGUUCGCGCAGAGUCAGUCAAAGAUAUCCAGGCAUCUGUGAAAUUUGCCAGUGAGAAGGACUUGUUACUGGUGACCAAGAAUACGGGGCAUGAUCACCUCGGUCGAUCAAGCGGUAAAGGUGCAUUCGGGAUCUGGACUCAUAAGAUGAAGGGCAUCGAAUGGCAUCGCUCCUUUGUGCCACACGGAGCACCAGCUGAUGUCGACGGCAUACCGGCUGCAACGUUGCAGCCUGGGGAACAGUGGUUUGACGUUUACAAUGCUGCUGAGAAACAGGGAGUCCUGAUUGUGGGAGGCUCAGCACGUACUGUUGGUGCUGCUGGAGGAUAUUUACUUGGAGGAGGCCAUUCACCUUUUGCACAUACCUAUGGUCUUGCUGCUGAUAAUCUAUUGGAAAUGACUAUUGUCUCCGCCGAUGGUGAACACCGAGUGAUUAACAGGUUCACCGACCCUGAUUACUUCUGGGCCGUUCGCGGGGGCGGUGGAAGCGCUUGGGGUGUCGUUACCUCAGUGACCUACAAAACCCACCCAGUCCCACGAAACCUCACAGUCGGGCUCGUCCAACUAAACGCAACCGACACCCCUAGCUUCAAACAUAUUGUCGCUGAAGCACUGCAGCGCCUACCAGCUGUCACAGAUGCGGGCUGGGCAGGAUACGCAACCAUGGCAGAGGGUUUCGGCGCCAUCUUCAUCAAACCAAACAGCACCGUGGAAUCCUUCAACCAAACAUUCGCUUCAUUUUAUAAGCUAGCGCAGCAUCACGGUGUCAAUGGAACUGUCGGAGCGUACCAAUCGACAUGGGGCGGAUACAUAAAGAACUUCCUCAAGGACCCCAACAUCGGCACUAACGUCCAGGAUACAUCGAGGCUGUUAACUGCGGAGGUUAUCAAAAAGAAUACUGACCAGCUGGUGGAUUUCAUUGUUGAAAAUGCCCCAGCGGCUGGAUUCGAUUUCGUCGGCAAAGUGAACAACGACGAGCGUGACAACACUGCCAUCCAUGACGUCUGGAAACAUAGCCACGGGCUUUUGAGCGUAUCCACUAACUGGGCGGAUAAUGCGACGGAGAGUGAAAAGCAUAAGAAGCGACAGCAGGCUGUACAGCACAGCAAUCGCUUAACCGAGAUUGUCGGUUCGGACGGAGGGACGUACACCAACGAAGCCAAUCCGUAUGAGCCUGACUGGCAGAAUGUCUUUUGGGGACAGAAAUACGAUCGAUUGCUAUCGAUCAAGCAAAAGAUCGACCCGACAAAUCUAUUUGUAUGCAAUCGGUGCGUCGGGACGGAUGUCGUGCUGGAACCAUAA